UUAAGCGUGAUAAGAAUACAUAUUUUCAUUGUCUCUGACUUGCACACUUGGAUUCAGACAGGCAGCAGCCAACAGCUAAACAUGGAUCUAAUCAGGAGAGCCACGGGACCGUACACAUCCGUUGAAGAUUCUGUCUUGAACCUGUGUUUUACAAUCUUCCGCACUGUUGAGAAAGUGAAGGUCAACCGGGAGCGCUGCAACCAAAUCUCAGACAGAGUCAAAUCGCUGGAGAGACUGGUUCUCACUAUCAAACAGAAAGGGCCGGGCCAAAAUUCUGCCACUGUGGAGGCCACUCUGAGGGAUCUCUGCGUCACUCUGGACUCUGUCGCCAAAGAAAUGGAGAAAUUAUCCAAAACCAGCGCUCUUAAGAACGCCCUGAAGUCCAACCAAGAAGACAAGUUCUGGAAGAUGGACAGAACCCUCACUGAUAUCCUCCAUGUCCUGUCUGGGACUCUAAACAUCGAGCAGGGCAACGCACUGUACGCAACCCCUCUGCCUACCCCCAGCCCCAUGGCCCCCGCGACCAUGUGUAGCCCCCCAGCCUUCAUGAAUAACCCCAGCCCCAUGCACCCCGAAACAAAGUGUAGCCCCCCAGCCUUCAUGAAUAACUCCAGCCCCAUGCACCCCGAAACAAAGUGUAGCCCCCCAGCCUUCAUGAAUAACCCCAGUCCAAUGCCUACCGCGGACAUGUGUGACCCCCCAGAGUAUACCCCUAGCCCCAUGGCCUCCACGACCAUGUGUGACCCCCCAGCGUAUACCCCUAACCCCAUGCCGCCUGCGACCAUGUGUAACCCCCCAGCAUAUACGCCCAGCCCCAUGGCCUCCACGAACAUGUGUAACACCCCAGCGUAUACCCCUAGCCCCAUGGCCUCCACGAAUAUGUGUAACACCCCAGCGUAUACCCCUAGCCCCAUGGCCUCCACGAACAUGUGUAACACCCAAACGACCACAUAUUACGCCAGCCCCAUGGCCUCCACGAACAUGUGUAACACCCCAGCGUAUACCCCUAGCCCCAUGGCCUCCACGAAUAUGUGUAACACCCAAACGACCACGUAUUACACCAGCUCCAGGGCCUCCACGGUCAUGUGUAACCGCCCAGUGGCCACAUAUUACACCAGCCCCAUGGCCCCCACGGUCAUGUGUAACCCCCAAACGACCACGUAUUACACCAGCUCCAUGGCCCCCACGGUCAUGUGUAACCCCCAAACGACCACGUAUUACACCAGCUCCAUGGCCCCCACGGUCAUGUGUAACCCCCCAGCGACCAUGCGUAGCUAUAGGCCAGUGGUCCUAGGCGCCAUGGCCCCAAGGCUUGUUUCACCACAGGCUACGGUAAUAACUGUUAAAUCAAACUAUGGUUACUCCUCUCCCUUCUAAAAAAAGAACAUUGACAGAAAUAACGCAAGGCAAAAAAAAACAAUCAUCCUGCGUUCGCCUAAACAAAAACACAAUUUUUGUUAAAGAUUUAUGACUAGGACAACUUUACACACCAUGCUGAGCUGUAUCUCAAAACUAAUCUUAAGUAAUACAAAAAGGCAUCCUUUUUGGGAGCGCCGUGGUAGCUCAGUUGGUAGAGCGUGCGCCCAUAUAUAGAGGUUUACUCCUCGAUGCAGCGGCUGCAGGUUUGACUCCGACCUGAUCAUUCCCCAUCCAUCUCCCUUUUCAUGUCGUCAGCUGUCCUAUAGAAAUAAAGGCCUAAAAUGGCCACAAGAAAAACGGGUCUCUGGUGGAUGAAGGAGUCCAAACAAUGUUUUUAAAAUGUCUCUCUACUCAAAAAGCCAAAGUUCAUUUUAGACAUAUAUAUGUAUCUGCUGUUUUAUUCAUAUAUUACAAUGCUUUAGUUAGCCUAAGACGUUGGUGAACUCAUUCCAAGAACCAGAACAGUUCGCCCACAUGAGUAAAUGUUUGUUUUCACAAAAGAUUUGAAAAUCUUUAAAAAAGGGACGGAAAAACUUUACUUUUCAGCUUUAGGCCCAAAUGACCUGUUAACCCUUUGCUUUAGGACUUUGAGACCCGCUAUACAGAAAGCUGAGUUUGCUCUGAACAUUUAGAUAUAAAGUAUAUGGGUAUCAGGUUAUAUGCAAAUACCCUUUAAACUGAAGAUAAGAGGGUUAACAGCGUUAUGUGUAAUUCAUUUUAAAGGGUCAAUAAAUUGUAGAAACUCCAGUAUGGUGAUAGCUAUUAACUAACAAAACUGUUAAUUCAUGCUCCUGGGAAAAUGUUUCUUUCUGAACUCUGAGUUUAAAAGAGAAUAACCUGCAUAGUUAAGUUUGUUGUUUUUCUGUUUGUAUUAAAAUAUAUUUACUAUUCAUUAUUAUGAUUUUAUUCCUUCUAUGAGAAGCACUUAAUUACCUUUUGUGCUAUAUAAAUCAGUGACAAUUUUAUCACAUAUUUAAACAUACAAUAUGUAAUUUUCUGCCGCAAGGGGGCAUGGAUGCGAGGGGUCUCUCGAUCAAAACAAUGGAUGUAAACAGACUUUUGAUGACAUCAUGAAGUGGCAUGGGAUUAUGGGAGUUGUAGUUUUCGUUGUUAUAACACAAUUGCCGAUUAAAACAUAUCUGUUCACGAAUGGGUUUAUCCAUUACAGUUUUAUCCACGUUACGUUUAGUAAUGUUUCAGUAACGUUUAUUCAUGUCAUUCUGAUGAAAUAGCUGCAGUUUGCCCCACAUAAUUAUGUUUUUCUUGAUUCGAUUUGUAUUGGUAGUGGACCAGCGAGCAAGCGAGCUAACAUUAGCCAGCAGCUAAAACCACAAUAAAAAGGGUUUUGUUGUAACCUUACUCAGCGCCGCUGAGAGACUUACUUUGCAUGAGCUACUUGUCAACAUAGCACAUAACGUUAAGCUGGAUCGAUCGAUAUUGAAAUGUAUCAAUAAAUAAGAUCUCUGCUGUAUUACUGUGUUGCAAGUAGUAUGUAAUCAAUGACAAAAUGAUGCUGUGUGGCAGAAAGCAAGCUGUAUUACGGUUACAGAGUAUUAUUCUUUCUGGGACAUUGUAUGAUUUACAAUUACUCUCGAACGUAUCCUCCAGGUUUCCGUGUUUUGACAGAAGUUAGAGUAUCUAGAGGGGUCAAAGGUUUUAUGACGCCACUGACAGGCGACUAAAUGAAACGUCUCGUGUCAUUGAAAUCAAAAUAACCGAUUUUUCUGGGUUUGAACAUUGUUGGAAACAUUUGGGAUAGUGUAAGUACACAACUCAAACAAAUAUAACAUUGUCGUUUUUAGACAUUUUAAUGCAGAAAUGUUACAUAUUGUACCUUUAAAG
Messenger RNA from Perca fluviatilis (European perch), 3261 nucleotides. RefSeq lists its product as uncharacterized. NCBI's taxonomy places the organism in Eukaryota, Metazoa, Chordata, Actinopteri, Perciformes, Percidae. Gene Ontology annotation, biological process: cell surface receptor signaling pathway. The transcript is spliced from 2 exons. The record is from RefSeq and is a predicted model, not a curated record. Bases 82 to 1377 code for a protein of 431 amino acids.